This is a messenger RNA of Eutrema salsugineum, 1001 nucleotides long. Its product is annotated as acidic leucine-rich nuclear phosphoprotein 32 family member B. The record is from RefSeq and is a predicted model, not a curated record. The transcript has 2 exons. NCBI's taxonomy places the organism in Eukaryota, Viridiplantae, Streptophyta, Magnoliopsida, Brassicales, Brassicaceae. Bases 115 to 708 code for a protein of 197 amino acids.
GUACUGCUUGGAGCUUGAUGGUCGAAGCUUCUUACCUUUCUCUCUCUUUCUCCUCAAAUUCUCCAGUAAAAUCGAAUUUUUCUCGGGAAAAUCUUUACUCGUUUUCGGAAGAAGAUGACAGGAGUUGAUGAUGAUAAGGAGCACAAAGAUGAAACUGUGAUUCUCAGCGACGACGAUAGUGAAGAGGAAGUUAAAGGCGGAGGAGAAGAAGGUAGCGACGACGAGGAAGAAGAAGUCGAUGGAGAUGAAGAUGCAAGUGAAGGAGACGAUGAUGAUGAGGAGGAAGAUGACGACGAUGAGGUCCAGGUUUUGCAGUCGUUAGGUGGGCCUCCGGUACAGUCUGCAGAAGACGAAGAUGAAGAAGGUGAUGAGGAUGGAAACGGAGACGACGACGACGGUGAUGACGAUGACGACGACGACGACGAUGAUGAUGAUGACGAGGAUGUCGACGGUGAAGAUGAGGAGGAUCUUGGAACAGAGUACCUAGUGAGGCCGGUUGGUCGGGCUGAAGAUGAAGAGGACGCGAGUGAUUUUGAGCCGGAGGAGAAUGGUGUGGAAGAAGACGUUGAUGAAGGAGAAGACGAGGAGAACGAUGAUUCUGGUGCUGGAAAAUCUGAGGCUCCUCCCAAGCGGAAGAGAGGAGCAGCUGAGGAAGAUGAAGAGGAUGAUAGUGAAGAUGAAGAUGAUGAUAGGCCUCCAAAGAGGUAGUUUCGAAAAACAAAAACUGACAACAAAAACAACAACACGGUUCAAAGAAAGAGAGCAAGAAGAGCUUUAUGGUGGUUUUAAAAAUUUGGAGUCGUGAGAUUGAAUCAUUGGUUGGGGUUUUAUGUAAGUUUAUUAUGGAACAAGUAGUAGUUUAAGUUUAAAGUAGGUUUUUUUUCCUAAAAUAUAUGCAUUGUUGUUUCUUUUUUUUCUUUUUCUUCUUUUUCUAGUGAGUCAAUAACCAAUGUUUCUCGAACGAUUUGCUGUUUAUUAAUUAGAGUUUUUUGGUUUUUUCC